GUUUCAAUUUUUUCACAGCGCUGAAUCAGUCUUUUUCCGUGCUUGCAUCGAAUCGGAUAUCCGACUGCUACAUUGGCGCUCCAGGUGGCGCGUAUCUGCGGAUCUGUACUAAUUGCAUUUUUGACUCGUUAGUCAGUUGUUUAGUGAAUAAAUAAUUGUGCCGGAACUAGCUCAGCUGCAGCCUGAGCAGAGAUAUCUAAAGAAAACUGCGCUUCAGCCAGUGUCUUGGAGAUACAGGGGCAGUCUAUUAAAAGAAUACACAUGCAUACACAUACCUGAAUACAUAUGUAUAUUUCAAUCGCGUCCGCGUAACAAAAACAAAAUAGAUAAAGUAGCUUCAACCAAAAUUAUUACGAAAAUGCGCCAAGAAAAUUAAAAAGUGCAGAUAUAUUUCAACCGUGCUAUAGAGAAGAAGGUAUCUGCUGUUUAUUUAUGUUAUUCGUGUGUGAGGGGGUAGAAACAGCUGUUGAGGCAACAAAAGCGUCAACCAGUUCGGAUACUUCGAGUGUUGAAUACUUUUCGUCAGCAGAGGCAAGAGACAACAAUACUGAGCUCUUCUAUAAAAAGUUUUUCGCUUCCACAAUUUAUAUUCAGAACAUAAGUCAAAUAGACUUGACUUGACUUUAAUUAGACAAAUAACUGAAAUGACUGUGCAUACCUCAUUAUGCGCGUAGCUGUUAAAGUAUUAAUAAAGGACCUCAUAAAUACGUUGCCGUACCACAACGCUAAGAGGCAAAUGCGACAUUCUGAUUAAAAUAGAAAACAGCUGAUACACUCCUGCGUCAUGUAUUUACGGAAAACGCUCCCACUCGCCUGCCUUGUUUUGCUGUUCGGAGGACUCCCGCCUUUCACUUCCCCUGCAACGACCACUACCUUAGUGGCGGCCAUGUCCAUCGCUAAUCAGGACUUGGAGCGCUACUUUAGACCAGGCAACGGCACGCACAGCUUCUCCGGCAUGGAAGAUCGUAUUGCUGUGGACGUCUAUAACUAUGCCUUCCUUAACUGGUCGUAUGUAGAGCACGGCAACAUGCUGUGCAACAUGGAAUUCGCCCAGGAACAGGCCCGUUACGGGGAGGGCAAGGUGUUGAACGUAACGGGGCGUUUGGUCCACAUCAGCGCCACGGACAACUUUAGUGACGAUUACGCGUGUACACCAUACAUACGUGGAACCCUGGGAGCACCCACACCAGAUAAGGGGGAGACCUGGAUCGCUUUGGUCCGACGGGGACGCUGCACCUUUGAGGAAAAAGUUAAACAUGUAUACCAGCAAAAUGCUGCUGGUGUUAUUAUCUACAACGACAAGCAAGUAAUGCAGCUGGAGAAGAUGCAGAUCAAGGGCAAAACAAGAAACAUAGCCGCAGUGAUAACUUAUCAGAACAUUGGCCAAGACCUGGCCAUGACUCUUGAUAAGGGCUAUAACGUAACUAUUUCGAUCAUCGAAGGACGUCGAGGAGUUCGCACCGUUAGCAGCUUAAAUAGAACAUCAGUGCUGUUUGUGUCGAUUUCAUUUAUUGUUUUGAUGAUUAUAUCUCUGGUUUGGCUCAUCUUCUACUAUAUCCAGAGGUUCCGUUACAUGCAGGCAAAGGACCAACAAUCGCGCAAUCUUUGCUCUGUUACCAAGAAGGCUAUCAUGAAGAUUCCAACGAAAACCGGAAAAAUCAGCGAUGAAAAGGACUUGGAUAGCGACUGCUGUGCUAUAUGCAUCGAGGCCUAUAAGCCCACGGACACCAUACGGAUAUUGCCGUGCAAGCACGAGUUCCAUAAAAACUGCAUAGAUCCGUGGCUCAUAGAGCAUCGAACCUGUCCCAUGUGCAAGCUCGACGUCCUGAAGUUCUAUGGAUAUGUGGUGGGUGACCAAAUCUAUCAAACCCCCAGCCCGCAGCAUACAGCGCAAAUCGCCUCCAUAGAGGAGGUGCCCGUCAUAAUGGUGGCCGUGCCGCAGGGGCCGCAGCCCCUGCAGCAGCUCCAGGCCAGCAACAUGAGUAGUUUCGCUCCUAGUCACUAUCUCCCGCGUAGUCGUAGUCCUAGCAGUAGUGUCCAGCAGCAGCUACCGCCACUUGCGUAUCAACCCCACCCGCAGCAGGCGGCAGCGGAGCGCGGCAGACGCAACUCCGCUCCCGCCACAAUGCCGCACGCAAUCACUGCCAGUCAUCAGGUGACCGACGUCUAAAAUAUCGCCAACCACCCACGAAUAAGGCUUAGGUACAAAGUUCAGCUUACUCUGUACAUACAAACGCGUGUAUUCAAUAGUCAGCUAUAGUUAGCUAUAGCCAGCUAAACCACCAGACCAAUUUUCAUAUUCCUUUAGUGAGGUCCUUGCAUCGGAAUUUGUAUAGUAAAAUUGACGCAAACCCGCCCAUGGAGUCCAGGGUUCUUUUCAGCCCUAAUCGAAUUUUUAUUAUUUUAACAUGUAAGACUCUGUACGCAGUCAAUAUGAAUUUCGGUACAGAUUAGGUUCAUAGAUUUUGCAAAUGUGUAGCCUAUAUUUUGUAAUGCCCACUAAUGGACGUAGUGUAACGGAUCAAGCCAUUGACUGGUUUUAACAUGAUUACUAAGAUUAACGUAUUCCUCGUUUUACUUAAUUAAAAGUGCUGAUACCGAUUAAGGUAGCGAGAAAGCUUAUGGAUAUAUUCACUCAUGUGUAAAUAAACUCAUUUAAGAGCAGUGUACUUAAAAAAGCUGAUACGAAGACUUCCAUUUUAGUUAUUUACAAAAACCCCACGCACACUUACAUGUAUUUAAGCAACAAUAUAAAAUACCGCUAGAAGUUCAACUUGAAAACGGAAUCAUGAAUACACUUAAAUCGCAUACGGUUUAAGCAUAUGUUUAAGUUCUAUUUAAGACUUACAAUUGUCGAUAAAAGUAGGCAAUGGAAAUUACUUGCGAGUAUGUACUACAAUAACUAUGCCUACUUCAAAUUCAAUACCAAUACAAUUAUAAACAAUGACUAUAUCUGAUAGCUGUAGAAAAAGUAAUGGUAAAUGCAAUAAAUAUGGCAAAGUGAGCGACUGUGUUGCUAGUCACACAUAGCAGGCUACACAAAUCGCACUCAGCGCACAUUAUGAACUAAUGACUACUGUAAUAUUAAAGGUGCCAAAGUAUUUGCUUUUAGUUAUUCAAAUUAAAUAAAGAAAGAAAAAACUUUAUUUACUUUAAUUAUGAUUGCUAACUGCGUUUGUUUGCAUUUAUUUAUUUAAUAGUUUUUAUAGCUUAAAAAUAAGUUAUUAAUAAUGGUUUUAAAACCUUUUUUAGAUGUGCUUUAUAAAUUUUGAGUUUAGAAGGAUUCCCCGAGUAGUUUCAGUUAUAGAUUCAUGUUUUUUUGAAUUUGUUAUUUGCUUUACCACCAACUUUGAAACAAGACCAUGCUGAUUGGCAAAUGUAUCCGAAAGGUAAUCAUACAUUAUCUGUGCUAGACACCUUCAACAUAUUAUGGACUCAAACAUUUUAAAGAACAACCCCAAUAAACAUAUUG
This is a messenger RNA of Drosophila teissieri, 3472 nucleotides long. RefSeq names its product protein goliath (gene gol). The coding region runs from base 785 to 2170 and encodes 461 amino acids. The record is from RefSeq and is a predicted model, not a curated record. The transcript is spliced from 7 exons. Lineage: Eukaryota; Metazoa; Arthropoda; Insecta; Diptera; Drosophilidae.